AUGGCUCGUGAGUGCGCCUGACAGUUUAACCAUCGUUGCCGACGAUGUCCGCUGUAUACUCCAAGGCAUGGUGAAGCAGGAACGGUAACUUGCGAGCGAAUUAGUUCAUAGUGAGUGCGGGCUUGCACGGCACCUAACGCACACUCUCUCCCCCCAAACCUGGACCCGGUGUCAAGACAGAGUCAAGAAGACCGGAGGUGGAGAGGGCGCCGGUGGAUGACACGGUCGAGCCCGCACCUUGGCGCUCCACUCCACACCACCUCGUCCACACAACAAAUAACCAGGACUUUGACCAACAACAAAAGGGUGGCCGAAGCCGCAUCUAGGCGUGCCGUUACACCUGGCUCUGAUCCCACAUAAUGGGAGUGUCAUAAAUGUUAUAUUAAGAAGGAGCCAUUGCAGCCUCUUAGACCAUCAGUUGACCGUUCCACACACAUGCAUAACACUGGGCCGACUUCAAGGUCCAAGUUAUCCCCGUCAGUUGGCAACCUUCAGAGCUCCGGCUUUUGGUGCACCGUGAAUGCUACAAACGCGUCGGAUUCUUUAAAGCGAGGAAAACGCGCUGACUCGUCGACCUCACUCUUCCUUCCCAUUCUCAGGCUCCAGUCACUGUCCGAGCCGGUCACCAAAACUGGUGGGGGGAUUGCGAUCACCACUGAUUCGGUUGCAGACGACUAAACCAUGAUCCCGCCAGAUACUGACACCACCGCCGGAGAAUGGGUGCGGUGGCUGAUACAUUUAGUGACCUUGUCUACGUGCGCCACAUGCACGACCUGCCCCUACCCAAAAACAAGCACCAGGAUUUCACACAACGGGAAAUGAGUGCCGUAGCUCACGUAAAGAAGGGGCCGUUUCAGCCUGGCUCUUAGCCCGCCAGCCCGCCACUCCACACAUACACACACAACCGGGCAGACUGCGUGCGCUGCGUUGAGGCGUCAGUCAGCAACCUUCCAAGCCGCAGUCCUUGACGCUUCGUGAUAAUCUCAGACUCGGAUCACACAUGCAGCAAAGAUGCCGCGUGGAGACGGAGCUGAGACGCACACUUCCCGUUGGCGUGGGAGGUGGCAGUUGGAUGCUUAUGGUGGAUGAAGAUGCCGUGUGAUACAGGUGGGAAAGAUACGAUGAUGCGGUUUAGCCGGCGGUCGUCUGCCGCAGGUAUUUGCGAAUGCGCAUGUGGUCUAAUAGACCCAUGCGGUGGAUAAGUGUGCAAGUGCAAUGGGGACAAUGGAGGCGGAUGCGGUGAGUGUAGAUUGGUGCUCCAGGCACUGGUUCGCCAGUCUCUGUGCGAUGGAUUCGCAAAUGACCGACCAGGCCGAUGCGAGGAGGGAAUGUGUGGACACAGUGUGGACAUGAGAAGUCGGUGGUGGUGGUGGUGGUGGUGGUGGUGGUGGUGGUGGCUGACCCGACCGACCAGCGUGCCUAAAACAAUGCAGGCAUCACCGACCGCCCUUUCGUCUAGACAACGAUGAUUCAAUUAAGUGGAAGCAGAAUAUGCCUCCUCAGGAUGCCACAGUCCAAAGAAAGACAACAAUCAGUUGGAGCCGCUAAUGCCACUGAAGUUACACGAUAAGGAAGCCGCCCGUCGUCUCGCGUGGAAUCAACUGUCCACUUAUCAGGAUGCGGCUUCCGUUUCUCGGCGAUAUCCAACUUGGUCCGAAUCCGCGCACAAACCUGCAUAUAACGUCUCCCACCUCACUCACAGGAGUGCUCAAGUAUACGCAUCACCUACUGAUAGUCAUUUAUCAGCCUUCUCUGCCGAAAUCCUACUGUAGAGGCAGACGCCAUCAAUCAGACUGCUGUCUGAUUCCAAACCCAAACAGCAGACCGUCGGGGGACGCUGUAGAAGACAGGUGGGAGUAUAUAGAAAAUUACCUCUAACCGUCUCCUGGCACACUGUGAAGGUGCGUGGCUUGGGUGGCCGAGGUGGGGGAGAGCGGGAUAGGGGCAGAUCGCAGCUACCCCGACCCCAUCCACGCAAGACUCAAAACACCCCUGACACAACUCCACACGCACACACACACACAUACGCACCCACAUUGGUUCUCCAGACGUAGGGGGGAGAAGGGCGCCGUUGGAUGCUGUUUUUUCCUUUUCCUCGCUGUUUCCUUCUAGACUGAUGUAUUUCGUGGCUGAAGAAGGGGGCGGGAGGAGAAGAAGAACCUUCGCUAUCACCGUGCGCACGCGGACAGCGUUUUGAGGUUCAGAGGACGCAGCAGAGGGUUUGUAGUGGUCGGGCUGCCGACUACCUGCCGGAAAAUACACGAACACCGUGGGGAGGGUAGCCGGCACCCAGAUGGGGUGAGGUACGACAGGGUUGAUCGAAUCGAGUUAUUUUGUGGUGGAGAAGUAGCCAGAGUUUUUGUAACCAAGUGCGGCUUUCGAUGGAGGGAGAGGGAGUCGGUUGCUGAAACAAGAGUUUCACUCAUUGCAGACAGCAGCAGAUAGUGUGUGCUGAAUGAAUAGCAUGCAUUUGCCAAGCAACCACAGGUCUACGAAAGCUAAUAGUCCUAGCACCUAUCGGUGAAAUCAGUAUCUGGCGGGAUCAUGGUUUAGUCGUCUGCAACCGAGUCAAUGGUGAUCAUAAUCCCCCCACCAGUGUUGGUGAUCGACGUACUAUUUGAUCGGCUGUCUAGCUCAUCAGUGCCGCUGCUGGAAGCAGCGUCUUGGCACUCAAGAGAGGGGCAGGAUUUCACUGCGUUUGCUGAUGGGCUGCAGGCUGGCGAACCAUCAGCCAAAAACUCAUGACUAAUGCGCUGCCACCUCUUGCGAGGGGUUCGGUCCCGUCUACCUUGACGGCGUGAUCGGAUCCCUUCGAGUGAGUUGCAACUUGAAAGUCGCUGUCACUCCUCCUCCUCCUCCUCCUCGCCUCUGAGGUGUGUUCACCCCACUGCGUCUGCAGUAGGUUUCCCCUUUGGCCGCAGAUACACUAAAUGCGAUCGUGGGCGGCCCGACAACUGCAUCUCAUGCCAACUCCGAAAAUGAUCUCCGAGGAGAGUCUGAGACGUCAGACAGACAAGAUUUUGAUCAGGAGAAGAAGCGAUCGCUGGAACAAGGGCUUUAUUCGUCUGACGUUUCGGAUUCUCACUUGAAUCCAUCAUCAGAGACAGUAGCAGAAAAGGGGUGACUCGGGCACAGGAAGCUGCAGUAUUUAUAGGAUGCAGUCGCUAUGCUACCGCAUACCUAUAGCAAUUAACCGCGUUCCCUUCAUGAAGGAUCGUUGCCCGCUGGUGCGCUUAUUGCUUGCUGGCCGGCAUGCAAAUUGUUAAUUACCAAAAUGUCAUCACCCGUGUUGGAUGCUGGCGUGAUGAUUGCUCGGCUAUCUGGCUCUCCGGCUUGCGCGCGCUCCGAGACAAGAUUUUCCUUCCAACGAUGGAGUCUUCUCCAUAACCGCUUCCUGAAACUCUGCCAACCAUUGCAUCCAAUCGCAGCAUCAAAUGGCUGGCAAGCUCGGUUAGUCAGCAGGUACACUGGAAAGGGAAGACUCUAUCCUCACGCCACACCGGUGUAUUCCUGACUACAGUAAGUCUGACGCGCUCAAAGUCCUGGCUCCGAAGGCUGCCGACUGACAGGAUGAUUCAGAUCUCGCAGUCAUUCCGGUAGGGACCCCUAAAACGGGUCACGCGGUAGAUGAGCUGGAUCAACACUGGGGCUAGGUCGGAGUUUGAUAGGCGUUAUCGAGUAUGCGCACCCAGUUGCCGUCCCACGUCGCCCCCAUUUUCUUAGUGUGUAAACUUCUGGUCAGUGCCCGUUUUGGACGGCAGGCUGUGGUGGUAGGCCUAGGUGUGGGUUUUCAUCCUAUCAUCCACCUGCGCCAUAUCUCUCACUUCCGGUCUUUUUGACUCUCUCUUGACAACGGAUCCAGGUGGGAGCCAAGGAGAGAGUGCGGUAGAUGCUAAGCAAGUCCCUGUUCUCAUCCUGCUGCGGAAAACACGGUUGACAGUCGAACUGAUGGGUACCUGACUGGACCAGGGGUCGGAUAGCAAUGGCUUCUUCUUCGUGUGGAACCCGAGUCGCCUCCUUUGUUGGUUAUGUGGAAGCCCGGUCUCUUGUGCGUGGUCCAGGUUGUGUGAUGGACGCGUAGACGGGCCGUUAAGCUGCGUUAGUCACUGCGCUGCAAACCGCCUUCCGGUGGUCCUGACCCUGUCUUGUCACCGGAGCAGAUGUAGCGCAGAUCGGCUGUCAAUAUCAACUCCAGUGCGUGACCCAUCUCAUGAAAUUUUGGCCUAAAUUCUGGAAUGCGUUUCCGAUUAGGAAGGAUUACUAAAGUAGGGUUGUAAUAUAGAUUAUCUUGCGAAAAAAUCCUAUAAUAUUUCGGGCUCGGCAGGAUGUCGGCUUUGAAUGCCCUUCUUUUUGACCUUCUGCAGGAACCACACUCAAUAAAAAUUGAUUACUUAUGUGGCAUGCAUUUUUCCUAUUGAAUUUCGAUGGUCUUAUAAAUGCAAAUAUAUUUUACGGAAAACGUGCACAAGGAUAUGCUUUCUUUUGCUCACUUUGUAGGUAAUCACACUGUUUUCAUAUUUUAUGCCCGAAGAAAGCGUAUAUUUAGGUUUUGAAAGUUUUUAAUCAUGAGAUUUUUAAGACCGUGCGAUGUCCAUGUAUGCAAGACCGCACAUGUCCGUUUACUAAUGCUCCUCAUGAAAUGUACAAAACAGUCCGGAUCCAUUGUAAGAUUUCAUGACCUCUAUGUGGCAUCUUCUUAAAGGCAUAGGGAAUACAUGAUUUUCCUUACGCGGAAAGCAUGCACCCUGUAGACUGAAAUUGCUAAACGCUGAUGCAAUGGCAGAUCAGGCUAACAAUUAUUCGGAAAUUGGGAGACUUUUUCAAAACCUAAAUAUGCACGUUCUUCGGAUAUAAACUAUGAAAACAUCAUGAGUUUCUACCAAAUGAGCAAAAGAAAGCAUAUUUUUGUGCACGAUUUCUGAAAAAAUAUAUUUGAAUUUAUAAGACCAUCAAAAAUAAAUAGGAAAAAUUCAUGCUACGUGAGUGGUCAUUUUUAUCGAGUAUGGUUUCUGCAAGAGAUCAAAAAGAAGGGCAUUCAAAAGCCGACAUCUUGGCAAGUCCGAAAUGUUAUAGGGUUAUGCUGCAAGACAAUCAGUAUAACAACCCUACUUUAGUAAUCCUUCCUCAUCGGAAACGCAUUCCAGAAUUUUGGCCAACAUUUCAUGAGAUCGGUCACGCACUGUAGUUGACGCAUGUGUCGCCCUCCUGCGUCCACAACGUUGCGGGACGCAUCGUCGUUUGCGACACUCGAACUGGGCUGCUCCUGGUUUAGUCCUCCUAUCCGCAUUUGGCAGAGAGCAAGUAAUCACGCGCAAGUCAACACCUAUCCCAGUCAGACAUGAUGGACAAAAUACUGGCGGGGAGCGGAGUGCAGACUACGCCGUCGUCCAACGUUGUCCCCCUCCUGGCUUUUUUUGCCCGAGGCAGACACUACUGAUAAGCUCCUUCUAUGAGCAUCCUUUAUCCGCAUCUGUAGGCCUUACAACCACCUAUGGCGUCCACUCCUUGGAGAAUCUCGACGGCCCUCAGAAUGAGGUCAUCAACUCCUACCGAUUGGCAAAGGAUGCAAACACCCCCUGCGGCUUCUUCUUCCAGGCGCCCACCUCCGGUGUGCUCACAGUGGGCCUCUCGGAGACCCAGCUGCGUGAGGGAUCUGACGGGGAAUCAGCUUCGUUGUGCAGGCCGGCGGUCCAGGCGAGCGCAGGCGAGACCAGAAUGACGGACCAACUGACGCGACGAGCCGAAAAACUGGCUGACUGCGAGUUGUUGUCUGAAAAAAACCAGACCUCAGCACCGGCGGCUGGCUUGGCAAUAUCCUCCCACUCGAACGCACGCUCAGUGUGUAAGUUUUUCCAACUCCGCCAGCGUGGUCUCCUUCUUUCACUUCCCGGUUGCAUCUACUUUUCUCCUCGAGGGAGGUGGCGCGAUGCGCUAAUCAAUGAACGACCCACCAGCCUCAAAAAAAUCGAUACUUGGCGAGGUGCGACUUAA
Molecule: messenger RNA, 5991 nt
Organism: Spirometra erinaceieuropaei
Lineage: Eukaryota; Metazoa; Platyhelminthes; Cestoda; Diphyllobothriidea; Diphyllobothriidae
Source: the annotation of a GenBank genome assembly